AUGUUGCAGCAUGCCACAAUAACAAAGAUGACGGAUUUCAGUGAUCUUGAUGAUGAUGAUAUCGUAGGUUUACUGGAUCAGGAUGUGAAUCGAUGUGUGGAGACGAGUGUAACUAGACACAAGCUGGCGAUGCAGCGAGAUCUAACAGGAAAGGUGCUGGAUGGGGAGAAAAGGUACUACGAAGAGGUAGUCACUAGUGUCACCUACAAGCCUACACACCACCAACUGCGUUACGAAAAUCUAAAUACGUACCUCUAUCCUACAAACUACGAGGUGCGCGAAUACCAAUUCAAUAUUGUCCAUCGUGCGUUAUUCGAAAAUGUGCUCUGUGCGAUUCCCACAGGUAUGGGUAAGACCUUCAUUGCCAGUACGGUGAUGCUCAAUUACUAUAGGUGGACAGUGGGCACAAAAAUUAUAUUUACUGCUCCCACACGACCACUUGUUGCGCAGCAAAUUAAAGCAUGCCUGGGGAUUACUGGUAUACCCUAUAAUGAUACGGCAAUUCUUCUGGACAAGAGCCGAAAGCACAGGGAACAGAUUUGGUCAGAGAAACGUGUAUUUUUCGCAACGCCCCAAGUGGUGGAAAAUGACCUUAAGAGAGGGGCACUGAAUCCGAAAGAUGUUGUAUUACUUGUAAUUGAUGAAGCUCAUCGCGCGCGGGGUUCAUACGCCUACGUGGAACUUACGAAAUUUAUUGACAGAUUUAAUACAUCAUACAGAGUUCUAGCAUUGACAGCAACACCUGCAACUGAUUUAGAAGGCGUUCAAGAAGUGGUUGACAAUCUGCAAAUUUCUAAAAUUGAGCUUAGGACUGAAGAAAGUGAAGAUAUUGUGAGGUAUAUGAAACGUCGGGAUACAGAAGAAGUCAUAGUUCCGCUAAUCCCUGAAAUUGAAGAUAUAAUUGAACAGUUAGGAAUUGCAAUUACUCCUGUAUUGAAAGAGGCCGUUCAAUUAGGCCUUUAUGAUGAUUGCGAACCUGUGAAUAUCAAUGCUUUCAUUGCAAUGCAGCAAAGCCAGAAAAUACUAGCCAACAGCUCAAUACCUGAAGGAGUAAAAUGGAAAAACUACUUUAUCCUUCAGCUACUCUGCCAUGUCGGCCAUAUGUUAAAACGGUUAAAAAUAUAUGGAAUCCAAACGUUUUACACCUACUUUGAUAAUAAAUACAGGGAAUUUACAACAAAGUACGGGAUUGGAAAAUCAACGAACAAGACUGCAGCGUCGUUUUACUACAGUUCUAUUUUGAAGAAUAUAACAAAAACUUGUCAAGCAUACACAGCAAACCCAAGUUUUCUUGGACACGGCAAACUUUAUCGCGUCAGAGACGAGUUAAGCACGUUUUUUGCAAGUGCUGGCGAUGACUCCAGAGUUAUCAUCUUUACAGAGUUGCGUGAGUCUGCACUAGAACUGGUAAAAUGCGUGGACAAUAUGAACGAUAGGUUCAUCAGACCUCAUAUAUUUAUCGGCCAAGCGAAGGGCAAAGAGUCCUUCGAUGACGGUGAAUAUCUGCGGAAACAUGCUCCGAAGGGAAGGAAGAAGGUAGAUAGAAUUCGCAGACUAGAAGAAGAAAAGCGGCUAGCUGAUGAGAAACUGCGGAAGAAAGAAGAGGAGAAGUUGGCGAGAACUGCAAGAAGAACAGGAAGCUCCGAAGAAGCCCAAAUCAGUGGUAUGACGCAGAAGCAACAAAAAGAAGUGAUAAGUCUAUUUAAAAAGGGAGACUAUAAUGUUCUUGUUUGUACUUCUAUCGGUGAGGAGGGUCUUGAUAUUGGAGAGGUGGAUAUGAUAAUAUGCUAUGAUACCACCAGCAGUCCUAUUAAAAAUAUUCAGCGGAUGGGUAGAACAGGCAGAAAAAGAGAUGGAAGAAUAGUUUUACUUCUUAGCGAUAAUGAGCCAAGGAAGUUUGAACAGGCAAUGGAGGAUUAUGCACAGUUACAAAGAUUAAUUGGCGAAGAAUCCUUAAAUUACAAGGUCACAGAUAGAAUAAUACCCAAGGGAAUAAAUCCUCAGUGCCAGAAGGAAUUCAUCACUAUCUCGGAGAAGAACAGUGCUGUCAACGGUAUGGAAGACGCAGACUCUGUCAUAAAGUAUGCCACACAAGCAAUGUUAGGGAAACUAGAUAAAAGGAAGGCUGUGAAGAAGAGUACGGGCAAGGCUGCGCCUAAGCGCUUCUUUAUGCCAGACGACGUUGAAACAGGAAUUGUACCGGCAAUGAAACUGGUAAAAAGUUAUAAGUAUACAGAAAAUGGCGAGGCUUUUCCUGUGGCCGAGUCAGUCAAAGGCAGACGCCCUAAGUCGAAGGACACACUCUUGGACCGUUUGGAAUAUGAUUCGCUUGAAUCAGAGUUGUCUUCUCCUGAGAAAGCCACGAAGUCGCAGAAUGUUGUUGAAAUUCGACCAAAAUUAUUGUCCGACAUAUUAUUAAAAGACGAGGAUACUUUGCAUUUUGAGCAUAGUUCGUCUUGUCCCAAAGUGGAUAGUUUGGCUUCGGUCACAACCCUCUCUAGUGAUAAUAAAUCCACCCCAGAUCAGCUUAAACGUUCCCAAAGUGAUAACGGCUUUGGUAUUCCACCAAAAAGACAACGGCUCUGUUAUGACACCAGUGCCAACUGCUCCAGCACCGAUACCCACUUGAUGGAGGCACAGAGCAAGAAUAAGGAUAAUCCCGCCAACCGCAAGACAGGUGAACCUCAUUACAAACUAGAGGUAUCCCCACUGAAACGCGAAGAAGAUGACCGCGAUGUCAUUCCACAAAAUAUUGCGGUUAAACCUGAGGUACCACAUCUAACGCAGGAAUGUCUCACCACUGGGCGAGUAUACAAGUCCGAAUUUUCGAAAUACGAUGGAUUCCUGACUGUGUCUGAGAGGCGGUACUUUGAACAGAACUACUCGCCUGUCCACCUGGUGUCACUGGAACCCAGACCUGUUUUCUCGCGGUCGAGAAACCGGGUAGCUAUCGUGCCACAUAGCGAACGGGUGCAGAGAUUAAUCAAUAUAUUUGCAGCGAUGGACACAGACGACAAGGUGCAUAUAAUCGAUAUGCAUAGGAAGCAUGCGCUUGCGCGCCGGACCGUUCAUGGUGGCCCCACGGAAAAUAGCGAUCUUCUGCAGCCUUCUUCUGAUGGCAUUAUAGUUCCAAAUGAUGACAUUCGGCUAUUUUCCCUGCGACCAAGAGCUACCGACUUCGAAGAUAUGUUAGAAGAUGAUGAGGGCCUAUCAGAACUUCUAGACUCUGACUGA
This is a messenger RNA of Eremothecium gossypii ATCC 10895, 3234 nucleotides long. It is a transcript of the gene MPH1, whose product is annotated as 3'-5' DNA helicase. Gene Ontology annotation, molecular function: four-way junction helicase activity; 3'-5' DNA helicase activity; ATP binding. The transcript has a single exon. The record is from RefSeq and is marked provisional. NCBI's taxonomy places the organism in Eukaryota, Fungi, Ascomycota, Saccharomycetes, Saccharomycetales, Saccharomycetaceae. Gene Ontology annotation, biological process: double-strand break repair via synthesis-dependent strand annealing; interstrand cross-link repair; replication fork reversal. The coding region runs from base 1 to 3234 and encodes 1077 amino acids.